This is a messenger RNA of Andrographis paniculata, 1096 nucleotides long. RefSeq names its product transcription factor bHLH104-like. NCBI's taxonomy places the organism in Eukaryota, Viridiplantae, Streptophyta, Magnoliopsida, Lamiales, Acanthaceae. The transcript has 5 exons. Gene Ontology annotation, molecular function: protein dimerization activity; DNA-binding transcription factor activity. Gene Ontology annotation, biological process: regulation of DNA-templated transcription; intracellular iron ion homeostasis. The record is from RefSeq and is a predicted model, not a curated record. Bases 102 to 800 code for a protein of 232 amino acids.
AUGACUCCACGUGUCGAAUUCUUAUUGGCUCCCAAUCUGAACUAUUUCUUCUAUUUUUCCCGUAUUGUAUUGUUCUUCAUCGCCAAAUCCUUUCUUCGAAAAUGGCUUCCUUUGACGACUGUUGCUGGCCGGAUUUGGAAGAUUUCAGCGGUCUGUUGGACGACGUUGUCGCCUCCGCCGCCGCGCCGGAGGAUCUGUAUUGGACCUAUCAGCUGCAGCAAAAUCCCUACGCAGGAAUUGAUGCUUCAUUUAGUGUUACUACAUCGCAAGGAAGUGAUAAUUUCGCAGAAAAGGAAUGUUCCAGAAAGAGAGAUCGAGGCGAUCUGUACGGUGGAAUUGGAGCAAAAGCAUUUCGUGAGCGAGUGAGGAGAGAAAAAUUGAACGACAGAUUUUCCAAAUUAUGCGCUGUUUUGGAACCCGGAAGGCCUGUGAAAACUGAUAAAAUAGCCAUACUAAACGAUACCAUCAGAAUUCUAAAGCAGCUCAAAACCGAAUCCCGCGAAUACAAAGAGAUGAACGAAAGGCUUCUCGAAGAAAUGCAAAAUUUGAAGGCGGAGAAGAAUGAACUUCGACAGGAGAAACUUAUGCUUCAGGCCGAUAAAGAAUGGAUAGAGCAGCAGCUGAAAACAAUGAAAAUACCUUCGACAGGAUUCGUGCCAGCUCCUCCGCAGAUUUAUUUACCGGAGGUAAACAAGCUUCCCGUCUUUCCUAGCUAUGGCUUAGUCCCGAUGUGGCAGUACAUUCCCCCGUCUGUCCGCGAUACUUCUCAUGAUCAUAUGCUUAGACCCCCUGCUGCUUGAUAUGUGCAUAGAUUUACUGCUUUUAGACAAGAUGAAAAUAUGAAAUUCGGGAAAUGUUAGAGAUACCAUACGUAAUAAAUCAUACCAUGUUCGAUAUCUUUUACAAAAAUGCGCAACUGCUUUUGUUGUCCGAACUCUGUACUAUGAUUACAUCUUCGUAUUAAAGUUAUGUACAUACAAGCUUGCAUUCGUAGCUGUUACAUUUUGUAAAAUUUUAGAGUUGCAUAUUAUUAAUAAUAAAAUUAUGGCCGUAGAUCCUGUGCUGAUUCGGCCAAAUGAGUGCUGAUUUGACGGAA